AUGGACUUGUACUAUCACCCGGCAUCGCCCUACUGCCGUUCGGUUAUGCUGCUGGCCAGAGCGCUUAACCUGCAGCUGAACCUACGCUUCGUUGAUCUGAUGACCGAGGAGCAGCUGAAGCCGAGCUUCACGGCGCUCAAUCCGUUCCACUGUGUUCCGACGCUGAUCGACAACGACCUGACCCUGUGGGAGUCACGUGCCAUACUGGUGUACCUGGUGGACAAGUACGGGCGCACCAACAGUCGCCUCUACCCGAAGGACGCCCGAACGCGCGCCAUCAUCAACCAACGGCUGUUUUUCGACCACGGCACGCUGGCGACUCGCCUCGAGGACUACUACUACCCGUUGUACUUUGAAAACGCUCCGGCCGACGCAGGCAAGAUGGAGAAGCUCGACGAAGCGGUGGCCACGCUGAACCGCUACUUGUCGGAAAAUUCGUACGCGGCCGGGCCGAACGUUACCAUCGCGGACUACAGCCUGGUGGCGACGGUUUCGUCACUGGAAGCGGUCCAUUACGAUCUUGGCCGGUUCCCGGGUGUGGCAUCGUGGUACGGAGGCUGCAAGGCACUCAUGCCGGAGUACGACGAGAUCAACGAGAGCGGAAUGCUGCAGUACCGUGCGUACUUUGAAUCACAGCGUAGCGAUCCGUGA
Molecule: messenger RNA, 651 nt
Organism: Anopheles cruzii
Lineage: Eukaryota; Metazoa; Arthropoda; Insecta; Diptera; Culicidae
Product: glutathione S-transferase 1-like
Exons: 2
Coding region: 1-651 (216 amino acids)
Biological process (GO): glutathione metabolic process
Molecular function (GO): glutathione transferase activity
Source: RefSeq, a predicted model, not a curated record